AUUUCCACUGGAGUCUUGCCGUUGUACAGCAAUCAUUUCCCUGAUUCUCAAUGUCUUAUAUCGCGGCAUCAUAAAUGUUUUUGGAUAUUGGGAUUCUUCGGGGUUUCAAGAGAUGUACUGAUAGAUAUUCAUCCUCCUGCCGAUGUAUCGGGGAAACGAGCCCCUUGGGCCAUACAAUAUAAUAGGCAUUUCGAUAGAUGAGGCUCCGAGAUCAAGGUAGAAAAACUCCAAUACUUUACUCGGUAUCACGACUACUAAUAAUACACAAUGAUGAUGAAUAUGCCAUGCGUGGGAUUGCAAUUUUCGAUUGGUGAUGAAUUGAUUUCACCCAUUCCUGGCGAAUUGACAUCUCUCGUGCUUCUUCUUCUUCUUCUUCACCACAAGCAAGUGUCUGUAGGUCGCACAAACUUUGAUAUUUGCUUACCUUGCAUGCAUGCAUAGUCUUAUGGCUUGGAAGACCGCAUCGCAAUCUCUGCUUUUGAUUUCUUUCCCAAACUGUCUCGUACAUUGAGCCAAAAGUUGACCAGAGAAGAUUUUGUUAUCUACAAUAUCCCGAAUCAUGAGGGAAGUUGUUGAUCAUUCCAGUCCUGAAAUCUGGACUGAGACCACUGAAGUAGAAAUUCCACAGCUUGGGCCCGACGAUAUAGUGAUCAAAGUUAUUGUCGCGGGGAGUAAUGUCAAAGACAGAUAUCUACUUUCUAGAUUGCCUCAUCUCAAGACGCUGAAGAAAUCACUCAACAGUGAAGAUGAUAUCGCUGGUGUUGUUCACUCCAUCGGUACGAAUGCGCAAACAAAGAAUAAAUAUUCUCUCAAAGACCGUGUUGCUGCCUUUUAUCCGAUGAUGGAACCACAUGGAGCUUACGCCGAAUAUGCUGUUGCGCCGAUUCAUACUGUAAUGAAACUGCCAGAUGCAAUAACUUUUGAAGGUCAAAGCCGCGACCAUUCCGCUGGUUGCACGACAGCGGCACUUUCUCUGUUUCGCCGUCAGCAUUUGCCGCCUCCAUGGCCACCAAGGGCUGAUAGUGUGCCCCUUCCGUUCAACAUCUAUGGCGUAUCUUCUUCUCUUGGUACUUUUGCAAUCAAAUUAGUUCGCGCCUCAAAUAUCCACCCAAUUAUUGCUAUCGCAGGAAGCAGCUCUUCGCAUUUGCAUUCCCUGCUGGAUCCAUCUUCUGGUGUCAAGCUAAUCGAUUAUCGCUUGGGUACUGAACAAAUGAUCAAAGCCACUAAAGUGGUCUUGGGGAGCUUGGAGUGUCAUCAUGCUCUUGAUGCCAUCAGCUUAAAUGGUACAUGGAUCCCGAACUCCCAUAUGUUAGCUCCAUCAUUUCUGUCGCAAUCGCCAUCUUACCUAUCAGUCGUCACAGGCUCUAACAAGUACGACGAAGGAUCAAUUCAGACGGGAAUUGAAGUGGUAUACACCAUGGUAGGCACAGCGCAUACGGGAGUCUAUAAAUCGGGCAUGGUCAGACAACCAUUUUAUAGAGAGUUUGUGAAGGGUGAUCCAGAGUGGAUGUUGGCAGACGGCAGACUUACUGGACGCCCUUUUGAACUUAUUGAUGGAGGCUUAACUGGAGUUGGAGAAGGCCUGAAACGUUUACAGAGAGGACAGGCGAGGGGAAUAAGAAAUGUCUACAAGGUGGGAGAAGUUGAGUGA
This is a messenger RNA of Botrytis byssoidea, 1651 nucleotides long. RefSeq lists its product as uncharacterized. The transcript has 4 exons. Gene Ontology annotation, molecular function: oxidoreductase activity, acting on NAD(P)H. Bases 560 to 1651 code for a protein of 363 amino acids. Lineage: Eukaryota; Fungi; Ascomycota; Leotiomycetes; Helotiales; Sclerotiniaceae. The record is from RefSeq and is a predicted model, not a curated record.